Molecule: messenger RNA, 1653 nt
Organism: Manduca sexta (tobacco hornworm)
Lineage: Eukaryota; Metazoa; Arthropoda; Insecta; Lepidoptera; Sphingidae
Product: testis-expressed protein 9-like
Exons: 7
Coding region: 391-1248 (285 amino acids)
Source: RefSeq, a predicted model, not a curated record
AUUCUUAGAUGGCAGCACAUUCUCAUUAACAUCAACAAAAAUAUAACACAUAAGUGGAUAAUAUUACAUGUUAAAUAAAUUUUGUAAUAUUUAGAAACUGAAAAUCAGUUAAGUUUGGCACAAUGAUUACAAUGUACCAUUAAGUUUUAAUUAGGGAUGUGGAUUGACAAUAUUUAUAAAGAAUAAAGAUGGUCGCUUGAUCAAUAUUGUGCAGGUCACCAUGGCAACGAAAUCCAGCUUCCUAACACUUUUAUGCUAUUCAAUUAAAAAGUCUUUACUACUAAACUACAGACCUUUAUUAAUGUUGUCAUUUCAGAAUUUUUUAUUUAGUUGUAUAAUAAAUCAUGACAUUAGCAGCAAUUUUUGUGUUGUAUAAAAAUAAAGUGAAACAUGGAUGGUCUUGAUUUACUAGCACGUGAAGAUGAAUUUAAGAAGCUUAACAAGCAAUUGGAAAAGAAAACUGAAACCCUUAUGAAGGAAAUCGAGCAAGUAAUGCAAAAGCAAGACAUAUUCACUGAAUUUACUUCAAAUGUCUACAAUACAAAUUCAAAAAAGCACUACUGUAAUACACAAAAUGCUGCAACACCAUUUCCCAUACACAAGUCAUUCAAAUCAACAAAAAAGAAUGCACAAAUUGCUACCAAAAAAUUGAAUAUGGAACAUAAAACACAAAGAAUACAUCAAGAAUUUCAAAAUGGGACCCAAAAUAUUCAUCAUAUUGACCCAAAAUGCAUUGACUCGUGUACACAACCCACCAAAACCACAAUAGCAUGUAAUUGUUGUAGUGAAAAGGCAAGCAACAAUGAUAUGGAAUAUUUAUAUGCAUUUGUGUCUGUUAAUGUUAAGGAUGAAGUGUUUCCAAAGUCAUUUUUAAAAGAUGGAGUCACAGUGGAAAAUGUUUGUAAAUUUUUAUCAUCAAAGGUGAAACUUAUGCAGGAGCAAAUAGACAAAUUAAAAAUUACCAUAGAAAAAAAGACGUCGCAAUGUGAGAUGCAUCUCACACAGCUAGCCGAGUUGGAGAGUCAGAAACUGGGGCUCUUGAACUCUACUAACAACAUGAAGGCGACCACGGCUGAGAUGAAGGCUAAAUGUCUCGCGUUACAGAAUAGACUUGAUGAGAAAGACAAACUCUUCAAAGAGAAGAGGAGCGAAUCGGACAAGUUAUCUUCGGAAGUCAAAAAACUGAGGUCCAAAACAUCAAGCUUGAGGCGAGGUGCGCUGCGCAAGAGGAAACUCUGGAAACCAUGAAACAACAGUUGGAAGCAGCGAGGAAAGCGGAAAAGGAGUUCCGCGACUCUUCGCGAUCCCUUUCAGCAUCACACCAGACUAUUAUUAGCCGACUGGAAGACCAGAUCAAGGGUCUGCAGAGCCAUGUGGAUAGGCAGAAUGCGCUUAUCAAGAAUUUGAAGAAACAGAACGCCAUACUUGUGACUGAUGGCGCUUUGAAAGCUUUGGAGCAAGAGUAUACGAAAUUACUAAAUCAGGAUUUGUAGGGCAUCCAAGCGCUGGACAACCUCAAAAGUACUGCCUCCAUUAACAUCACGGCGGGCGGUGUGGGGCAUUCGUUUGCAAACCUUCGUUUAAAGAGCGAGCGUGGCCGCGGGAUAAACUAUAACAUAGGUGUAUAUGUAAGCGAUAAUCUUUUAUAAAUAA